GAUAACCCUGCUCCAAUGGAGUCCUCUUCUCUGAAGGAUCUCGUGGGACCUCUCGAUCGUGGCUCCUACGUCUCCCUCCUCUCCAAGAUCAUCGGUGAGGCCCGCCAUGUCCAAAACAACCCGCCGGAACUGGUCCCCAAAGAGGAUCGCGUCGCCCGCCACGUUCUUGAUGUUCUCCUCCCUCUCUCCACCUCCACCGGCGGUGGCCCUCUCAUUGUCUCCCACGUCUCCUACUCCGAUGGCCGUGGGAAUAUCAUCGCUGAGUACCCUGGCUGUGAUCCCGAUCGCAUUCUCUCCUUCGUCGGGUGCCAUAUGGAUGUCGUCACCGCUGAUCCCUCCGAUUGGGAUUUUGAUCCGUUCUCGUUGAGUGUCGAUGGGGAUAAGCUGAGAGGACGGGGGACGACGGAUUGCCUAGGGCACGUCGCGCUGGUGGCGGAGCUUAUGCGGCGGCUCGGGGAGACCAGGCCAGCGCUCAAGAACACGGUUGUCGCCGUCUUCAUCGCCAACGAGGAGAAUUCCUCUGUUCUUGGCAUUGGGGUUGAUGCACUGGUCAAGGAUGGCCUUCUUAACAAACUCAAGAAGGGCCCGCUGUUUUGGAUCGAUACUGCAGAUAAGCAACCCUGUAUUGGCACUGGAGGGAUGAUUGCUUGGAAGCUUCGAGCCACUGGGAAGCUUUUCCACAGUGGUCUGCCUCACAAGGCUAUUAAUCCUUUGGAGUUAGCCAUGGAGGCACUUAGAGAAAUCCAGUCAAGAUUCUAUAAAGACUUUCCUCCACAUCCUAAGGAAGAAGUCUACGGUUUCGCGACACCAUCUACCAUUAAACCAACUCAAUGGGGCUAUCCUGGAGGUGGUGUCAAUCAGAUUCCAGGUGAGUGUACAAUAUCAGGGGAUGUAAGGUUAACUCCAUUCUACAGCACAACCGAUGUGGUCAAGAAAUUGCAGGAAUAUGUAGAUGAUUUAAAUGCAAAUAUAGAGAAGCUGGAUUCCCGAGGGCCAGUUUCAAAUUAUGUGCUUCCAGAUGAAAAUUUGAGGGGAAAGCUAAGUAUCAGUUUUGAUGAAGCGAUGAUGUCUGGUGUUGCAUGUAAUCUUGAAUCACGCGGGUUUCAUGUCUUAUGUAAAGCGACUGAGGAAGUGGUUGGAUAUGUCAAGCCCUACUCAAUCACAGGAAGUUUGCCUUUGAUUCGAGAGUUGCAGGAUGAAGGCUUUGAUGUGCAAACAUCCGGUUAUGGAAUAAUGGCUACAUACCAUGCAAGGAAUGAGUAUUGCCUGUUCUCUGAUAUGUGCCAAGGUUUCCAGGUUUUCAUCAGUAUUAUCUCCCAACUGGAAGUGGGCAGUGCCUGAAGGUGCGUUGCUGUUAAUUUCCAGGGUUUGAUGCCGGGUUACUGUUCAGUGGUCAACAUAUGCUGCCUUGCCUGCCUUGGGCUUUUUUAAUUAAGUUUAAUAGCUGUUUAGGAGCCAUUUUCUUCAUUAAAAUCCUCAAAUAUUAGAAUAAAAACAUAUUCCGAGGAUGGUUGGAUAUGACCCUUACAUAUCACAUCUUUUCUGUUAGAACAAGCAACUGAUAAAGCGUUGAAUUAGACAACUGUGCUAUCUUA
Messenger RNA from Dioscorea cayenensis subsp. rotundata (Guinea yam), 1595 nucleotides. RefSeq names its product acetylornithine deacetylase. Gene Ontology annotation, molecular function: hydrolase activity. The record is from RefSeq and is a predicted model, not a curated record. The transcript is spliced from 11 exons. Lineage: Eukaryota; Viridiplantae; Streptophyta; Magnoliopsida; Dioscoreales; Dioscoreaceae. The coding region runs from base 16 to 1341 and encodes 441 amino acids.